This is a messenger RNA of Centropristis striata (black sea bass), 3722 nucleotides long. RefSeq names its product ORMDL sphingolipid biosynthesis regulator 3 (gene ormdl3). Gene Ontology annotation, biological process: negative regulation of ceramide biosynthetic process; ceramide metabolic process; intracellular sphingolipid homeostasis. The record is from RefSeq and is a predicted model, not a curated record. Gene Ontology annotation, cellular component: endoplasmic reticulum membrane. The transcript is spliced from 4 exons. Lineage: Eukaryota; Metazoa; Chordata; Actinopteri; Perciformes; Serranidae. The coding region runs from base 361 to 822 and encodes 153 amino acids.
UCUAUGAUGAGCUGUGCUGUGUUGUCACCAGCUGUUGUCUGGAAGACGAAGGAAAAGUGGAUGUGUCUCGGUUGAUUGUGAGCCUCCACGAGCGGAGCCGUGGCGCUUAGCAGCACGUUUGGAGCCGAAAGAUGGUGCCGGAUGACUGAUGGAAACCCCGGAGCCUCGCCACUCUCACCGUGAUAGACCCACUUACAUAACUGAAGGCAUCGAUAAGACAAAAACUGUGAUAACGGACUAGUACCAAUACAGGUCGGAGUUGAAGCCAUUUUUCUCUGAUCAGACAGGCAGUCCCCAGCUGGGUUCAAUCUGCUACGUUAUAUAGUGGGCAGAGUGCUCUGAAGUGGCACCGCCGCCAUCAUGAAUGUGGGCACGGCGCACAGCGAGGUGAACCCCAACACCCGAGUGAUGAACAGCAGAGGAAUGUGGCUGUCUUACAUCCUGGGCAUCGGCCUCCUGCACGUCAUCCUGCUCAGCAUUCCCUUCGCCAGCGUGCCCGUGGUCUGGACCCUCACCAACCUCAUUCACAAUCUGUGCAUGUACCUGCUACUUCACACGGUCAAAGGGACGCCCUUUGAGACCCCAGAUCAGGGCAAGGCUCGCCUGCUGACACACUGGGAGCAGAUGGACUACGGUGUGCAGUUCACUGCUUCACGCAAGUUCCUCACCAUCACACCCAUCGUCCUGUAUAUACUAACCAGCUUCUACACCAAAUAUGAUCGGGCCCAUUUUGUGGUCAACACUGUUUCUUUGCUCACUGUACUGAUCCCCAAGCUGCCCCAGCUGCACGGUGUGAGGAUCUUUGGGAUUAAUAAGUACUGACAAGGCGGAAGAGGACACCUCCUUCCCUCAGUCCCCGUGGACUGCUGAGCGCACACAGAGUAUCAGGCCUCUGAUUUGGCUGCAGAUCCAUGAGGAUCCGUGGCCCUCUGGCUCUCUACUCUGCUGAGCCGCGCUCUAAAUGAAGCCUACUGGGGAUACUACCAUGGUACCAAACCCCAGGAAAGAGACACAGUAGAAAGUGCACAAAGGGAAAGUGUGCUGGUGUGAUGGUUUGUAGCCUCUUUCCUUUGAGUCACAGGUUUUUCAAAGACUUUCUUAGAAAGGGAGUAUUAUGAUUAUGUCCAUUUCUGUAGAAAUGACAAUUUCCUGCUGUGACAGGUGUCAGAGGGAGAGGACAAUGUAGUCGCACACAUAUCGUGCCAUUUUACACCCACUGGCACUCUGAGGCUGUCAUCAAAACUUAUUUUGUAUGUAAUGAUACACUGCUGUAUUUAUUCAGCUGCACUCCUACGAGAAGCUUCCUCUUUCUUAAGGCCUCCGUGCCUACAGGAGAGUAACACUAUUUUAAUGAAAUGGUAAGGGACCUGUGAACUGCUGCAGAGGCGAGACACAAGAAACCACAAGGUUUUUAUAUUUAGCCCGCGCUAUUCUAGUCGGGGCCAAGAUUGGGAGGUUAAGCAACUCUUAUUUUUAUCUGACCAUUUCCAUAUUUGGACACCUCUUGUUCUGGUUUGUGUCACAGCAAACCUCCUGUCUGCAGAGCUGUCUGCACAAGAGCAACCUACUGACACAACACGAGUUCAGAGACAAGUACUUCUUCACCGUGGGGACUCAGGCUUGUCACUAGAAGUACUCAGGACCCAUCACAUGUCAUGUCUGCAUCUUAGUUUGGAGUUUAAAGACAGACUGAGGGGCCAAUUUAUUAGGUACGCCUGUGCAAUCUAAUGCAGUCCACUAAAGUAGCAUUGCAGUAAAUCCUGAAAUACAGUAAGGUGUUUCUAAUAUUCUGUUCUCCUCAUUUACACAUGUAUGAAGCCCUCAUUUCUAAGAAUUAUGUUCCCAUACAACAAAACUUCAUUCUCAAUUACACUUUGUGGGAAACUUAUUUUCUCCCAAAUUUGUGUUUAGCAGAUUAUGUUCAGAAGGUCUACUGGAUGAAUUGGUCAAACAAGCUCAGGAUUUUGACCCAUGUUUUAACUUGGAUAACUUGCGUAACAUAUCCAGCCGUACAGUAAUGAACUUAACUUACGUACGUAACUUCAGUUAUGUAACAAACCAUGAUCUUUUCCUAAACCUAACCGAGGAAUUUUGUUUCCUUUCAUCGCUGUUUAUGUCCUGUGUGAAACCAAACAUCAGUGCUAACUUAUUUUAAGUUAAAGUGGACAUAUAAUGAAAAACUUAGGUUUUCAGUUCUUGUGCACAUACUGUACAUCUGGGUAUCUGGAGUGCCAACCAACCAUCAAACUGUGAAAUAAGACAGGGUUUUUUGUGGGCUGCCUAGAUCAGAAAACAAGUCAUCCAGAUUCAUCACCUGCAGGCUGAUUAAAAAAUACCUCUUCUCCAUCUGAGUAUCUCCACCCACAGCUGGAGAGCUACCUUUACAAAGGUGCAGCAUGUAUAUGUGAACCUGAAAAUUUAGUAUAAAAUGUCCCCUUUACCUUAUGUAACAUACUUAACUUGCAUAUGUAACAAACACACGUAUUUUAACCCAAACCAUGAUCUAAUUCUAAACCUAACAAAGUAGUUUUGUUCCGAAUCAAAACAAUAACCUUGUGUUGAAAACUGCAACCAUAAUCCAAGAGAAAAACGGGUUCCUGGAAACGUCUUGUUGAAUGGGAGCGUAAUGUUUAGGAGUCAUGACUGACAUAAAAGUGGGCAGAAUAUUAGAAACGCCUCAAAAUGAAAUCUGAUACAAAUCCAGAUCAUUCAACAACAUCAUGUGCUCACUCUUCAUCCUCUCAAAUUCAUUUUAGGGUUCAAGGAAAUGAGCGUAGUUUGUGCUAAAAGGGAUUCCGAGUUAUUUAAGAAAGCUGCUCCUUAUUAGAGUAAGAAUGUCUAAAAGGUAAUAUGUCACUGUAAAGACUGUCCGGAACAUUUUUGCUUUAAAGUUUUACAUAUUACUAGUCUAGUGCAUGUAUAUGAUUUCUUCUAGAAGAACCAUUGCAUGGUAGUUAAUGUGAAGCAAUAAUAUUAAACGGAAACUGCAGUUUGAUUUAGUAACGAUCAGCCAAAAACUGUAACAGACACUUCAAACGUGAUGAUUCUGUUAAUUCUCCUACAAGAUUAAAAACAUUUUAUGCAGCAGUAAGAGUCAAAAUGUUCUGAUACCAAACAUUGUUCAGUGUUGUCAAACUGCUUUCAAAGAGAGAUCUGAAGAUUCUUUUAAUUUUAGAUCUGUUUACAGAUGUUAGCCGCACAGUGUUGGCCACUCAUCUUAUUUCUCAGCAGUAGUAUUAGCAGUAGCCAUAGUAGCAUGAAGGUAGUUUUAUUAUCGUGAGUCAUGCUGUUUGAUAUUAAUUACAGCUGAAUCCAAAACAGUUUUAUUUUCUUGCAGCAGAUUGAAUAUUGAAUUGGAACACUUUAUAAUUGAUGCAUUGACCCAACCAAUGACUAGCAUGGACCAAAGAACUGUGGGUUUGUAAAUAAGAUUUGAUCUUCUGCCGCUUUAAUUUCUUUCUCAUCAUGAUGUUUCUGAUAUAUUGUCACCAUAAAGGGCUUUAUUACAAGGACAUGCUAUGAUGUUUCAUAGCACAAAGUGUUUUUUUUUUUACUGGACACUUUAGACAAUAGUUUUGUGGAAGAAGGUUGAAUCGAAUGUUGAUUAAAUGUGAAACAGUGGCUUCUGUUUGUGGAUCAGUGUACUGGUGUGCUUUUAUUUUGAAGGAAAUGUCUGUGAUCCUCUGUAAGAGUGCUUUACCCCAAAUACAGUAUUUUUCAAA